Messenger RNA from Sceloporus undulatus (fence lizard), 4200 nucleotides. It is a transcript of the gene GUCY2C, whose product is annotated as guanylate cyclase 2C. The record is from RefSeq and is a predicted model, not a curated record. The coding region runs from base 73 to 3309 and encodes 1078 amino acids. Gene Ontology annotation, biological process: intracellular signal transduction; receptor guanylyl cyclase signaling pathway; cGMP biosynthetic process. Gene Ontology annotation, molecular function: ATP binding; peptide receptor activity; guanylate cyclase activity. The transcript is spliced from 27 exons. Lineage: Eukaryota; Metazoa; Chordata; Lepidosauria; Squamata; Phrynosomatidae.
CCUUGCCUCAUCCUAUGCCUUUGGCCAUGUAGCACAUGCAAGGAGCAAGCUUGGCCUCGACCACGAGGCAUAAUGAGGCAACAAAAGCUGGAUCAGGUUUGGGGGGCAUUGUUCCUCUUGCCCCAGCUGCUGUGGCAUGGUGGUGAGGGCAAAUGUCUCAAUAACGACUAUGUGAUCAAUGUAAUGAUACUGAGCGACUCUGAUUUUCCAGUGACCACAGAAAAUAUUAAACCAGCUGUAGACAUGGGCCUGGAGCUGGUGAAGCACAUUCUGAAAGACUACAGUGACAAUGUAGGUGUCAAUGCUACAUUUAAUCGCUACAACAACACAUCUCUCUAUGUUUCACAAGGCUGCCGCACUAGCACUUGUGAAGGUGUGGAAGUCAUCAGGACACUCUAUCAUGAUGGUCUGCUUGGAUGUACCGUCCUGGGUCCCACAUGUACCUAUGCCACAUACCAGAUGGUCUCAGUAGAGACUGUUAUGGGACUCCCUCUCAUCUCUGCUGGGAGUUUUGGGGUGUCUUGUGACUUCAAAGAAAACUUAACACGGAUGUUGACUCCAGCCAGGAAACUGAGUUACUUCUUGAUUGAUUUCUGGAAAAAUAAUGGAUUACCAUUCAAGAGCGUCACUUGGGACUCUACCUACCUUUAUAAGAAGGUUAACAACACUGAAGAUUGCUUUUGGUAUAUGAAUGCCUUAGAGGCUCAAGUUACUUUUUUUUCUGAAAGAAUGAAAUUCAAGGAGAUCAUAAGGAGCCCAGAAGACUUACAAGACAUUGUGAGGAAUCCUAAUCGAAAAAGCAAUGUGAUUAUCAUGUGUGGUAUCCCAGAUGAAAUCACCUUAGCCCUAGGGAAUGCAGAGGUGGAUGAAGAUAUUGUUAUUAUCCUGAUAGAUCUCUACAGUAAUCAGUACUAUGAAAAUGCCAACUCAGUUGAAUACAUGAGGCAUGUCCUUGUCCUGACUCUGGCACCAACAAACAAUAGCGCAGUUUCGAAUUAUAGUGGGAUUCCUGUGGAUCCUGAGAAGCUCUAUUUGCUGGAAGAUGACUUCAUUGUUGGCUAUUUGGAUGCUGUCUUGCUUUUCGGCCAUGCUUUGAAAAAACUUCUUUCUAAACAAAAAACAAUAGGUUCUCCUGAUUUUAUCAGCCAAUUUCGGAACGUCACUUUUCAAGGCAUUCUUGGUCCUGUAACCCUGGAUGAAUAUGGAGAUAUUGAUGUCAAUUUCACCCUUUUCUAUACAUCAAUAGAUGUACCUAAAUACAAGAUCCUCUUGCAAUAUGACACACAUCUGAAUAAGACAGUAGUAGGAAAGGAGAAGCCAAAUUUCAUCUGGAAAAGAAAUAUGCUUCCUAAUGAUACUCCUAAUGCUGGCCCACACAUUCUGACUAUAGCUGUUUUCACUCUUACUGGGAUAGUGGUGCUGGUUUUGAUCAUCGCUCUGCUGGUCUUGAGGAAGUACAGGAGAGCCAAUGAACUUCGACAGAAGAGAUGGUCCCACAUUCCACCUGACAAGAUAUUGCCUUUGGAGACCAAUGAGACAAGUCAUGUCAGUUUGAAGAUCGAUGAUGACAAAAGGCGUAAUACUACCCAGAGGCUGCGUCAAGGCAAAUAUGACAAGAAGGUGAUAAUUCUGAAGGAUUUCAAAUUCAGUGAUGGGAAUUUUACAGAGAGACAGAAGAUAGACCUAAACAAGCUCCUUCAAAUUGACUAUUACAACCUAACUAAGUUCUAUGGAACAGUCAAGAUGGACAUGAUGAUCUAUGGAGUGAUUGAGUACUGUGAGAGAGGAUCACUGCGGGAUGUCUUAAAUGAUAACAUUUCCUAUCCUGAUGUUACCUUCAUGGAUUGGGAAUUUAAAAUUUCGGUUAUGUAUGAUAUUGCCAAGGGGAUGUCCUACUUGCAUUCAAGCAAAACGGAGGUCCAUGGGCGCCUGAAAUCUACAAACUGUGUUGUAGAUAGCCGCAUGGUAGUGAAGAUCACUGAUUUUGGCUGCAAUUCUAUUCUGCCACCCAAAAAAGAUCUCUGGACUGCUCCUGAACACCUCCGCUAUGGUGGUGUUUCUCAGAAAGGUGAUGUGUACAGCUAUGGAAUUAUAGCACAGGAGAUCAUACUUCGUAGAGAAACCUUCUACACUAACAAUUGCCGGGAUCAUAAAGAAAAACUUUACAGAGUAGAAAGCAGCAAGGGACCAAGACCAUUCCGACCAGAUCUUUUAUUGGAGACCGAGGGAGAGAAAGAACAAGAAGUAUACCUUCUAGUGAAAAGCUGCUGGGAGGAAGAUCCAGAGAAGAGACCAGAUUUUAAGAAAAUUGAAACUACUCUUGCAAAGAUAUUUAGCAAUUACCACAGCCAAACCAAUGAAAGCUACAUGGACACCUUAAUCCGACGUCUGCAGCUAUAUUCAAGAAAUCUGGAGCAUUUAGUAGAAGAGAGGACUAAGUUAUACAAAGCAGAACGAGACAGAGCAGACAGACUUAACUUCAUGCUUCUCCCAGGGCCUGUAGUAAAGUCUUUGAAAGAAACUGGACUGGUAGAGCCAGAACUCUUUGAAGAAGUCACCAUUUACUUCAGUGACAUUGUGGGAUUCACAACCAUCUGUAAAUACAGCACCCCUAUGGAAGUGGUGGACAUGCUUAAUGACAUCUACAAGAACUUUGACCACAUUCUUGACCAUCAUGAUGUUUACAAGGUGGAGACCAUUGGAGAUGCAUACAUGGUAGUGAGUGGUUUACCGAAGAGAAAUGGCAACUGUCAUGCGGUGGAUAUUUCCAUGAUGGCACUGGAUAUACUGAGUUUUAUGGGCUCCUUUGAACUUCAGCAUCUUCCAGGGCUUCCUAUAUGGAUUCGAAUAGGAAUUCACUCUGGUCCAUGUGCUGCUGGUGUGGUUGGAAUUAAAAUGCCUCGUUACUGUUUGUUUGGAGAUACAGUGAACACUGCUUCAAGAAUGGAAUCUACAGGUUUACCUCUAAGAAUCCAUGUAAGUGGCUCUACUAUUGCUAUACUCAAGAGGACAGAUUGUCAAUUCCAGUAUGAAGAGCGAGGAGAGACAUAUCUGAAGGGCAAAGGAACUGAGAUUACUUACUGGCUGACAGGUGUGAAGGACCAGCAAUAUAAUCUUCCAACACCUCCUUCCGCGGAGAAUCAGCAACGUUUGCAGGCGGACUUUGCUGAGAUGAUAACACACUCUCUUCAGAAAAGGGAAACCGAAGAAUUCCAGGUGCGAGAGAUUUCACACAUGUCUAGUUACUGCAAAGGCACUCUGGAAUAUCUUCAACUGGCUACUACUGAAUGCCCUAGCACCUACCUGUAAAACAGUAUAAAGAGCAUGAAUAAGAAUCCCAAAAAGUUAGAACUAAUUUGAAAACAGAUCUCACAAACACCUCACAUAUUUGCAGUAUUGUAGAGAGGACAGGUUGGUUAAGGAGAGAAAUUUAUUCCUUCACUGUAAAUGAAUCAUUUAUGGAAAGAACAUUCUUUCUGUUACGCUGACAAAUAGAACUUAGCAAAUGCAAGAUGCUUCUUAACUAAUUAGAGGCUUCACUGAUGCAUUUUUUUUAACAGUGGGGGAAGACAAAAUAAGAGGGCAUCCACAUGGCAGCUCCUUUCACAUCCGUUUGCUGUUUGUGGGCCAAACCAACAGUGAAGAAUGACAGCAAAGGAAUGAGAUGCACAAAAAGCAUUUUCCCCCUCUUCCAGUAUUUUAAAAGCAUUAUGAAUGGCAUAAAUUAUGCCGAUUCCCUGCUUUGCAAUGACAUACAUUGUAAUGCAUGCAGACAGUAGGAAGGAGGACUGUUGCAAUUAAUACACAGAUUGUGUUUAUCUUUUAUAAGCCAUUUUGAGCAUGUAGACAAGUAUUAUUUGAAAAAGAGAGCGAGAGAGCAAUGAGAAAGAGAGAAAGCAAACACUGAAUGCACCAUUUGAAACUAUUCCUUUUUUAAAAUGUCUGUCCAUGCCCUUGCUUCUUUAAAAACUGAAGCCAUUUAUAUGUAUGUGUAUGUUAAUCUGAGUCUGUCUUUCAUAUACAGGUAAGGUUUUGUUUUUGUAUUGCAAGUACCUUCUUCCCUAUUAUUAAAAAAACCUAAAAUAUUUGUUAUUUAAAACGUGUUAUCUGCUAUCCAUUUUCAUCUUUUAAGGCUUUGAUUGCCAUGACUUGUUUUAUAUUUGUUUUGAAAUAUGUGUAUCAGUGUAUUUGAAGAUAAAA